AUGAGUCAACAGCGAAGGCGACGUAUGGCUGACAAUUAUUUAGUCAUAUGGAUUGAUGCAAAUAUCAACACUGAAAAUGAACAUUUUCAGCAUACACUCUCACAAUUGCAAGGUGUUGUCAAUGAAGUGAAGAUUUGCCUCACGGCAGAAGAAUGCAUUGAAUUACUGAAUGAAAAUAAGAACGAGACAUCUUUCGUUAUCUCCUCUGGUGAACUUGGACAAGUUCUUAUACCAAAUAUUCACUCGAUGCAAAAUCUUGAUACUAUAUAUAUCCAUUCUCACAACAAGGAACUUCAUAGUGAAUGGGCUAAACAUUGGACAAAAAUUAAAGGUGUCCACGACUCAAUCAAGUCCAUAUCAGAAGCAUUGCAAAUAGCUGUCAAGCAAUGCAAUCAAAACAAUAUGAUCGUCAGUAUAAUUAGUGCCGAUGUAGAUGGUUCUAUCGAAAAUCUCAAUCAACUAGAAACAUCUUUCAUGUAUACUCGAAUAUUUAAGGAAAUACUCCUUGAUAUGGAACAUGAUCAACAAGAUAUCGAAGAUUUGGUCACCUUCUGGAAGCAACAAUAUCAAGGUAAUGAAGCAGCACUCAAAACUAUUGAUGAAUUUAAGCGUACUUAUCAUCCAACAUUCGCGAUAUGGUGGUAUACCAGUCAAUAUUUUACAUAUAACAUGCUUAAUCAAGCAUUACGCACCCUCGAUGGUGAUAUCAUUAUCAGAAUGGGAUUUUAUUUAUGUGAUAUUCAUCGACAAAUAGAAGAUUUACGCAGCAAGCAAAUUAAUCAAUGUGAUGGUAAGACAUUCCUCCUUUAUCGAGGACAGGGGCUACAGACGACAGACUUCGAAAAGAUUAGUAAAAGUAAAGGUGGACUAAUAUCGUUUAAUAAUUUUUUAUCCACCAGUAAAGAUCGAGAUGUGUCCCUCGUUUUCGCCAACAGUGCUCUAGGAGCACCAGAUAUGGUCGGUAUUCUUUUUCAAAUGACCAUCGAUCCGAAAGAAUCAUCAACUUCAUUCGCUUCAAUCCGAGAGGUGAGUUAUUAUCAGGAAGAAGACGAAAUACUCUUCUCAAUGCACACAGUUUUUCGAAUUGGUGAAGUUCGACAAAUCGACCAGAACAAUCCACUUUAUGAACUGGAUCUCAAACUCACAGCAGAUGACGACCAACAACUAAAUCAAUUAACUGAUCGUAUACGAGGAGAAAUCGAUGGCAGUGGAUGGUCCCGAUUGGGUCAAUUGCUGUUUAAAAUAGGCCAACUAGACAAGACCGAAGAAUUCUACACGACACUACUAGAGCAGGAUCCAGACGACAGCGAUAGAAUAAAUGUUUAUCAUAUGCUAGGAGCCGUGAAAUACAAACAAGGACAAUACGAAGAAGCACUUUCAUUUUAUCAAAAAGCACUCGAAACCAAUCCAAAAACACUACUAGAAGAUCACUCUUCCUUGUCUGCUACGUACAACGGUUUCGGUCUGGCAUAUAGCGAUAUGGGUCAGUUCUCCAAAGCACUGCAAAUUUUCGAAGAAUCGCAUAAAAUCCUCGAAAAAGCUCGGCAUCCCAGUCACCCCAACUUGGCUACUUCCUACAACAACAUUGGUGAAGUGUAUAGGAACAUGGGUGACAACUGGAAAGCACUUGGAUUUUACGAAAAAGCACAUGAAAUCAACGAAAAAUCUCUACCACCGAACCAUCCGAAUUUGGCCUCAUCCUACAACAACAUUGGUGCAGUGUAUUUCAACCUGGGUGACUAUUCGAAAGCACUUGAAUUUUAA
Rotaria sp. Silwood2 is the source of this 1764-nucleotide messenger RNA. The record is from the annotation of a GenBank genome assembly. Lineage: Eukaryota; Metazoa; Rotifera; Eurotatoria; Philodinida; Philodinidae.